This is a messenger RNA of Neocloeon triangulifer, 4490 nucleotides long. RefSeq lists its product as uncharacterized. The transcript is spliced from 26 exons. Gene Ontology annotation, biological process: protein dephosphorylation. Gene Ontology annotation, molecular function: protein tyrosine phosphatase activity; protein binding. Bases 27 to 4079 code for a protein of 1350 amino acids. The record is from RefSeq and is a predicted model, not a curated record. Lineage: Eukaryota; Metazoa; Arthropoda; Insecta; Ephemeroptera; Baetidae.
GUCAUAGUGUGUGAGGUGGUUAAGAAAUGAAGUCGCUUGGGUGUUUCUUAACAACUCUGGUUCUACUGAGCGCACAAGCAAGAGGUUACUUAUAUUUUGUCAAGAAUUACCAACAUCCUAAACAAGCAUCAUGCUUGACAAAUACUACAAACGAAGCAGUCGCUUUUGUUCAACAACUAAACGGAAACAUGACCUACAAUUGGCUAAAAAACCAACGACUGGAAAGUUUGGACAUGCAAGGAAACCCAAUCAAGCAGAUUAAUAAUGACUGCGACCUAGUAAAUGAUAAGUGCAAUAAGUGGAAAUUAAACUGGUUAUUUAAAAAAUAUAAUCUACCAAGAGAUGACUUUAAGCCAAUAACAGACAUCAGAUGGAACCGUUUGCAGAGCAUCAUCACAAAUGGUUAUAGUUACACCUAUCAACUAUUGGAGUACAUAAUGGGUCAAAGUUCCAAGUUUCAUCUAGCAGUUUUGGCCACAGAUAAUAUCCAGUUGUUGAUUUCUGAUGACAAAGACUUGAAGAAAGGAUACAAUAUUGUGCUAGAUGGAUGGCUACCAGUUAGGAGAGCAUGUAUUCGCUACUGCCCCCAAGUCUUCGAAAAUACGUACCCAACUUGUAGAAAUUUGUCAAAAACUGCCGAUUACUUGAAUGUCACAAAAGAAGGGCAGCAGUGGGCAUUAGUGACAAUUGAAUACAAUUUAAGUCUUAGAUCCAAGUAUAUUCGUGUCAUGCAUGAAGAUAGAGUGAUUUUACAAUGGGAAGAUACAAGCGCAUCAUAUUCAACUCCAAUAAUUAAUAAUGGAUAUUUAGCAUUGCGAUCACACAAUGACAUGAAUGCAAUCUAUAAGAUCCACUCCUACCAAUAUUUACAGCCAAAUCAUAAUGCAGCCACAAUGGAGAGCAGUUUUCAAAUUCAUGAGGCUCAAACCAUUUGUUUUGACAUUAUUUACAUCGCUACUCUUCAGCCAUUAAUAGUAAAGGUAGAUGAUGCUGAAUACAAAUCAUUUGAAAAUUCCAUAGACGGAAAAACAUGGCUGUCCUGGCGGAUAGAAACACAACAUCUUGACGUAGGAACGCACAAAAUUGUAAUACAGGUCGGAGGUCAAGAUAAUUUAAUCGGCGGCGUUUAUUUUUGCAAUCCAGGACCCACGCUUUGGAAAUUAAAUGGUGGCAUUUCUAGGGCUUGCCAGGUAGUAGGAAGUGAUUUGAAAACCAAGAGUGGCAGUGACUCUGGCUCAUACUAUGGGUCGGCGAGUACAGAGUCGAGAGCUUUGAGUGCUAUUUACCAAGAUCCUCGGGUUUUGUGUAAUGCUUUUGGUGAUCUUGAUUGUUACAAAACUGGGGCUUGCAAUUCAAAAACAUGUUUUUGCUUGUCUGGCUACAAAACUGAAUUGGGUGAUAAGGAAACAUGCACAAAGAAGUGCUCAACAAACUUCUAUGGCCCAAAUUGCUUCUACUAUACUGUAAGGCAUUGCAAAAAUGAAGAUUACAACACACAUUCUCCAGGCUGUCUACAGGGCUGCGAGAGCAAGUAUAGAGCUCCAUAUUGCACCGAUGUGCUCCUGUCUUUGCACAACCUUCCAAGCCCAAAAGAAGUAAAAACAUAUAAAGUUUUGCUGGAUUUUGAAGACAGCAUUUUGACCAUGAAAAAUGAUUUCUUUGGCCACGCCGAGCUCAACUAUAGAAAAGCUGAUUCUGCAAACAUUUUUAUCAAAGUGAAUGUGACCAAAGAAGUUCCACAAGAGGUGUGGAUAGAGAACUUGCAAGAUAACACGGAAUAUAUUUACGAAGUUAUCGUCAUGGAAAAAGAUGGACAGUUCAAUCCUGAAGUUCAAAAAGGGACUUUCAAAACAGAAAAAUGCGUUCCUUUGGGUAAUGAUAGCUUUCUUAUUGAUGUUAAGAGUUCAACAGUUACCUGGAAAAUAAUCGACUCACGAAAAGAUGAUUUGUGUCACUUAAAAUUACUGAAAAUUUCUUCUGGCCACGAAAAUUUGUUGACUGAACUCGUUGGCGGUCGAAAUCUUGAUUCUGCCAUGAACCAAGUCACGUUUGCGUUUGAUAAAGACAAAAAUUAUUUCAUUCAGCUGGAAGGGUACGACGGUAGCUCAUUUCAGUUUGAAUAUUUCGACCCUUCUCCACAAGAGCAGGUUGAGGACACUGACUUUAUGGUAAUUGCAAUCAGCGCUCUAGUGGUUAUGAUUCUUUUGAUUAUUUUGAUCGCCCUUCUAUUAAUGUGGAGACGGGGCAAGAGGAGGGUCAACAGUGCCAACCAAAGACUGGUUGAAGAGUGCUUACAACCUGAAACGAACACUGCCGUCGAAUUGGACUUAUUGCCCGCACCUGAGAGAUCUUCUGCGCGAAAAUCGUUUUUCGCAAGCACAGAUGAUCCUUUUAGUAGAGUUGUGCGAGUUACAGAGCUCGAGGACUACAUUGAAAAUGCAAAAAAAUUGGAUCUACUAAAGAAGCAACAUGAGCUCUUUCCACGAGGCCAAACGCAGCCGUGGACAGUUGGCGUUGAUCCUGCCAACAAGAAAAAGAAUCGGUACGCAAAUUUGGCCGCCUACGAUUCGACCAGAGUUCAACUGCCUUUGCUACCGGGAGAUGAGCAUUCAGAUUAUAUCAAUGCAAACUACAUUGAUGGCUACAAACGACCGCGAGCGUACAUUGCAACACAAGGACCAAAACCUCAAACUGUGGCCGAUUUCUGGCGGAUGGUUUGGAAGGAAAAGACCAGUGUUAUCAUAAUGGUCGCUAAUCUCAUCGAAAACGGAAAGUCAAAAUGUGAAAAGUAUUGGCCUGAUAUUAAGCAGUCUUCGAAGUAUGGGAAUAUUUUGAUUAAUAACACUCAUGAAGAGAUGUUUGCCGACUUUGUUAUUCGUACCUUGGCAAUAUCGUCCGAUGACACCAGCCGAAUUGUCACUCAGAUGCACUACACGACCUGGCCUGACCACGGCGUCCCUCUUUAUCCCCAAUCGGUCGCCGCAUAUGCUAGAAAACUGUUAGAAAUAAAAACCGAAUCGCCGAUUACAGUUCACUGCAGUGCUGGCGUUGGUCGCACUGGGACUAUAAUUUUGAUUGACGCCAGUCUCCGCAUGGCAGCGGCCGAGGGAAUUGUCGACGUGCUCGCCCUUUUGACCAAAAUGAGAAACCAGCGAGCCAAUAUGGUCGACAACCAACAACAAUAUGAGUUUGUGCACUUGGUGCUUUUGGAGACCCUCAUUGUGCCGCAGUUUUCUAUUCCGUGCAAAAUCUUCCAAUCUCAAAAUGCGCUCAUCAGCAAGCAAAUUGCAAGAGAGUUUGAGAAGCUGAAUGAAAUAUGCGAAAAAGAAUGGAACCGGGCGAACAAGAAUGCCGAAAUAGAGGAAGACGUGUGCAGAUACCCAGACAUUGUAGCAUCUUCCAAUCAACUGGUUAAAAUUUUCCCGUACGGUUCCGUGACUAAGACCACUUUCUUAAACGGAGUCUAUGUGGACGGUUUUCGGAAAAAGAGACAAUUCAUUGCAACCCAAGUGCCUCUUCCGGGCACUGUUGAGCACUUCUGGCGGACGGUGCAGCAGCACAAAGCGGAGCAAAUAAUCGUUCUCAACGAACUAGGACCAAUCGAGGGACACUAUCUUCCUGAAACUGGCGAGACAUUGGCUUUUGGUGACCUCACAAUUUAUCUGCAAUCGCAAUAUGAGCUAAAGGACUGCUGGGUCAAGAAAAUAGCCUUGUCUGUGUGUGGAGGCUCACCAACAAUUACACACGCCAUAUGCUGCAGUAACUGGGCUGUAGGUCAACUUUGCGGCCUUGGUGUGACUGGACUUGUGGAGUUAUGGGAGGAAACCGAGCGUCGCAGAGGCUUUGGUGUGAAUGUAGUCGUUUGCCAUGACGGGGUUUCUUCGAGCGGUCUUUUCCUUGGACUGGGUUUUGUUUUGGAAAAAAUUAAACUGGAACAACACGUGGAUGCUGCCUUGGCCCUGCGUACUCUGCGGCAGUCGCGGCCAAAAUUUAUAGCAACGCUUGAGCAGUACGAGCUACUUUUGAAAGCGGCGAUAACCUAUCUGCAGGCGUUCGAUACAUAUGGGAAUUUCCAAUGAAUCAUUGUGAAUCAUAAACCACCAACACCAUUUUAUUCUGCCGUUUAUCUUAUUGUUAGAGGAACAGUGUGUAAAUAUAUUGUAAAUAUCAAUAAAAAAAUAAAACCAACAAAUUUGACAACCCCUAUCUUUUACGGUGGCAAAAGUGUGCAAAUUGAUUGAUUAAUCACUUAUUUCAUAAAAAAAAAUAAAUUCAAGAACGUUUAAAACCUGCAAUUUAAAGCUCUGAAAUAGGAAGUAUAAUUUAUUGUUAUUUGUUUUCCAUGUACGUGGCAUAAACAAUAUGUAUGAGUUUGUUAAGUUCCACCUUGAAUAUUUUAUUAUUUUGCUCAUUUUCCAACUUAUUUCCACAAUUAAAAAUUGAUUGAUAAUAAUUUUACAUGAAUUAUUGUAAAAAUUAAAUGAAUAAUU